This is a messenger RNA of Trichosurus vulpecula (common brushtail), 4303 nucleotides long. RefSeq names its product synaptosome associated protein 91 (gene SNAP91). The record is from RefSeq and is a predicted model, not a curated record. The transcript is spliced from 29 exons. The coding region runs from base 117 to 2825 and encodes 902 amino acids. Lineage: Eukaryota; Metazoa; Chordata; Mammalia; Diprotodontia; Phalangeridae. Gene Ontology annotation, biological process: clathrin coat assembly; clathrin-dependent endocytosis; synaptic vesicle budding from presynaptic endocytic zone membrane. Gene Ontology annotation, molecular function: 1-phosphatidylinositol binding; phosphatidylinositol-4,5-bisphosphate binding; clathrin heavy chain binding. Gene Ontology annotation, cellular component: synaptic vesicle; clathrin-coated pit; clathrin-coated vesicle.
AGCCUUUCAGGGGAUGCUAUCCUCUCGGUGAAGACCGCUCGUAGGAAAGCUGCUCCAGCCUAGCGGGACCGAAGGAAGGUGUACGUAAGAGGAGGCAGUAGAAGCAGCAGCCGAAGAUGUCGGGGCAAACGCUCACGGAUCGAAUCGCAGCUGCUCAGUACAGCGUGACAGGCUCUGCUGUAGCGAGGGCCGUCUGCAAAGCAACCACUCAUGAAGUAAUGGGGCCCAAGAAAAAGCACCUGGACUAUUUGAUUCAGGCUACCAAUGAGACAAAUGUUAACAUCCCUCAGAUGGCUGACACACUCUUUGAAAGAGCAACAAAUAGUAGCUGGGUGGUUGUAUUCAAAGCCUUAGUGACAACACACCAUCUAAUGGUCCAUGGUAAUGAGAGAUUUAUUCAGUAUUUGGCCUCUAGAAAUACAUUAUUCAAUCUCAGCAAUUUUUUGGACAAAAGUGGAUCUCAUGGUUAUGAUAUGUCUACCUUUAUAAGACGCUAUAGUAGAUACUUGAAUGAAAAGGCUUUCUCCUACAGACAAAUGGCCUUUGACUUUGCCAGAGUGAAGAAGGGAGCUGAUGGUGUAAUGAGAACAAUGGUUCCUGAAAAGCUACUAAAGAGUAUGCCAAUAUUGCAGGGACAGAUUGAUGCAUUGCUUGAAUUUGAUGUUCAUCCAAAUGAGCUGACAAAUGGUGUCAUAAAUGCUGCAUUUAUGCUUCUUUUUAAAGAUCUCAUCAAACUUUUUGCUUGCUAUAAUGAUGGAGUUAUUAAUUUAUUAGAAAAAUUUUUUGAAAUGAAGAAGGGGCAAUGCAAAGAUGCCCUAGAAAUUUACAAACGAUUUCUAACGAGAAUGACACGAGUCUCAGAAUUCCUUAAAGUUGCAGAGCAAGUUGGUAUUGAUAAAGGUGAUAUUCCGGAUCUUACACAGGCUCCGAGCAGUCUUAUGGAGACACUUGAACAGCAUCUAAAUACAUUAGAAGGAAAGAAAACUGGAAACAAAUCUGGUGCUCCCUCUCCACUGAGUAAGUCUUCUCCAGCUACAACUGUUACAUCUCCUAAUUCUACUCCAGCUAAAACUAUUGAUACAUCCCCACCAGUUGACCUAUUUGCAACUUCAUCUGCAGUAGCUCCCAUCAGUACAUCUAAACCAUCUAGUGAUCUCCUUGACCUCCAACCAGACUUUUCAUCUGGGGCACAGUCAGCAGCAGCAGCAGCAGCACCCCCUCCAGCACCUUCUGGAGGGGCAACUGCAUGGGGAGACCUUUUGGGAGAAGAUUCUUUGGCUGCACUUUCCACUGUUCCUUCUGAAGCACAGAUUUCAGAUCCAUUUGCACCAGAGCCUAGCCCUCCUACCACUGCUGAAAUUGCAACUGCUUCCACUUCCUCUUCAACUACCACAACUAUUACUGCUGUCACUGCUGAAGUGGAUCUUUUUGGAGAUGCCUUUGCAGCUUCUCCUGGUGAAGCCCCUGCAGCACCUGAAGGGGCAGCAGCACCAGCUACCCCAACCCCUGUAGCAGCAGCACUUGAUGCAUGUUCAGGAAAUGACCCUUUUGCCCCAUCUGAAGGUAGUGCAGAGACUGCACCUGAACUGGACCUUUUUGCAAUGAAGCCACCUGAGACCAGCAUUCCUGUAGUUACCCCUACAACUAGUGCAGCCCCCACGAUUCCCGCAACAACUCCUUCUCCUGCUCCUGCUGCCGCAGCUGCCACUGCUACUACUACUACUGCUGCUACUGCCACUACCACCACCGCCACCACACCUGCCACUACCACCACAACCACUGCUCCUCCUGCUCUAGAUAUCUUUGGUGAUUUAUUUGAAUCUGCUCCUGAUGUUGCUGCAGCGCCUAAGCCAGACGCUACUCCUAGCAUUGACUUGUUUGGCACAGAUGCUUUCUCAUCUCCUCCACAUGGGGCUUCUCCUGUGCCUGAGAGUUCUCUCACUGCUGAUCUCUUAUCUGUGGAUACAUUUGCAGCAGCAACUCCUGUAGCCACUGCCUCUCCAGCAAAGGUGGAUUCUUCAGGUGUGAUUGAUCUUUUUGGUGAUGCUUUUGGAAGCAGUGUUUCUGAACCCCAACCUGCAAUCCAGGCUGUUUCUAGUUCCUCAGCUUCAGCCGACCUACUAGCCGGUUUUGGAGGUUCUUUCAUUGCACCCUCUCCAUCACCAGUAACACCAGCUCAGAACAACCUAUUGCAGCCUAAUUUUGAAGCAGCUUUUGGAACAUCACCAUCAACUACGAGCAGCAGCUCCUUUGAUCCCUCAGUGUUUGAUGGUCUAGGGGAUCUUCUUAUGCCAACUAUGAUCCCUGCUGGUCAGCCUGCACCUGUUUCAGCUGUAACACCGGGUCCUGCUAUGGCGGCAAGCAAAGCCCUUGGAAGUGAUCUUGAUUCAUCUCUUGCAAAUUUAGUAGGCAAUCUCGGGAUUUCUGGCACCACAUCAAAAAAGGGAGAUCUUCAGUGGAAUGCUGGAGAAAGGAAACUGACAGGAGGAGCUAACUGGCAACCAAAAGUAGCACCAGCAACGUGGUCUACUAGUGUCCCACCAAGCGGCCCCUUGCAAGGAGCUAGUACAGUUCCUCCAGGUGCUGGUGCGCCACCCGUCGGUCAGCCAGGCACAGGAUUUGGAAUGCCUUCUGCUGGAACGGGUGUGCCCAUGAUGCCACAGCAGCCAGUUAUGUUCGCACAACCUAUGAUGAGGCCACCAUUUGGAGCUGCCUCUGUACCUGGUGCACAGCUUUCUCCAAGCCCUACACCUGCCACUCAGAGCCCCAAGAAACCUCCAGCAAAGGACCCACUAGCGGAUCUUAACAUCAAGGAUUUCUUAUAAACAAUUUAAGCUGCAGUUUUUGUGACUGAAUAAGGGGGGGAAAGUGAGUUUGGAGACUACAAAUAAGUUUGAUGCUCAGAGUUUCAAAGUGAGCCACCAGUACCAAACCCAGUGCUUCUUCAUAUCUUCUCUUCCAAAACGUGUAGCCCAGCUGUGAAAGUGAACAUUAGGAAUGUGUACUACCUUAGCUGUUAUCCCAACUCUCUCACUUUUAGUGUAUUGGGGUUAUUUGUGUGUUUUACAACUUAGACAAUGGAUGUAUGUUUCUGAUGCCUUUAGUGCUUUUCUGAACCUCAUGUGGGACAGAUUAUGCAGCUGUUGUGUGGUGAGCUGUUUGGAGCGAUGUGUCUGUGUUUUUUGAAAGUUUCAAUGUAUAUAACUUUUGGACAAACCCUAAAACUUUCUCCAUAAGUUCUGUUUCCUUCUGUAUCUCUGUUAUAAGGCAUAUGUGAUAAUAUCAGAUGAUAAGGAAGACACUCUUAAGUAUACAAACCUCUUUUUUUGGUGUGGAGUACAUUUUUCCAAUCACAGGAAUUUCAAUUGUUGUGAGAAAUGUUUAUUUUUGUGGCACUGUAUAUGUUGAGAAAUAUUAUUAUUUAAAGGAAUAUAAAGGUUAACUUCCAUAAUAAACACUUCUCCUUGAAGCUACCUUACCAAGAACGAAGAAUCAUAUUGGAAAGAAUACCAUAUGGAUCAUUGUUAUAUUUUAAAAUAUAUAUAUUUUCAUUAUAUUUGACAAGUUUUGCAUCUAAAUUGGCUUAUUUAUCCAGUUUUGCUUAAAAGCACUGAAGAAUAAGUAAAUGGUCAGUUUCUCCUCAUGUAGUUGAAAAAAAAGCAACCAUAGUUGUGCUCUCUCAUAAGGGGUUUAAAGUUACUGUGGAGGCACUCUUUGGUAUGUAGGUAGUCAGAAUAUUACUGCAAAGAUUGUUAUUUUUACUUCACCUUUUAUGUACAUCUGUUUAGUAGUUGUGUGUGUGCUUGUGUGUCUGUGUAUCAUAGACUAAUGUUUCUCCAUUCCUAAAAUGAGCUCUGAGUAGGGUUUUUUUUUGUACCAUUUAUAAUUAGGAUUUAAACUAAUUCAAUGAAUAUGCUCUUUCACUGUACAUAUUGGAUUUUCCCCUUUUUGGUUUGGUUUUUUUUUUUCAUACUCUUUGUGCUGAUGGCUUGGCUGAAGAUUUCGAUGGAGAAAUGAGGUCACUGUUGAUCAGUGUUACAAGUGGCUUGGCAGCUCUUUGUGAAAGCAUAUUGGGUUGGAAAGAUGUUCACCUAAGUCUUUCAAAUUAUUUAAUCGAUGUAUGGUACCAUUUACAAGUGGUUGUAUCUGAAUUUACUGUGGGGAUAACAUACACUGUAAUGGGGGAAAAAUAACAUGAAGCUAAUUUCAAAAUGGCUUUUCUUUGUAUUUUGGUUUAAAAACCCAGUGCAUGUAUGUAUGCCCUCUGAGAUGCAAUAAACACCUUGAACAAAGAAAAUGCAAA